This is a messenger RNA of Cucumis sativus (cucumber), 1792 nucleotides long. Its product is annotated as dnaJ protein homolog. The transcript has 7 exons. The record is from RefSeq and is a predicted model, not a curated record. Bases 131 to 1372 code for a protein of 413 amino acids. Gene Ontology annotation, molecular function: Hsp70 protein binding; ATP binding. Lineage: Eukaryota; Viridiplantae; Streptophyta; Magnoliopsida; Cucurbitales; Cucurbitaceae. Gene Ontology annotation, biological process: response to heat; protein refolding. Gene Ontology annotation, cellular component: cytosol; cytoplasm.
CGUCCAUCUAUUUCCUUUAUAGUUCGAGAUUUCAGACUCUUCAAUCCCUCUCUCUACCUCGCCGUCUCGAACCGUUCCUUUUGGGUUCUCUGCUCUCAGGGUUUGCUGAGAUCCGAUCGUUUGGGCAAAGAUGUUUGGAAGGCCGAAGAAGAGCGAUAAUACCAAAUAUUAUGAGAUUCUUGGAGUCUCGAAGAAUGCGUCGCAAGACGAUCUAAAGAAGGCUUAUAGAAAGGCCGCCAUCAAGAACCAUCCUGAUAAAGGUGGCGACCCUGAAAAAUUCAAGGAGUUAGCACAAGCCUACGAGGUGCUGAGUGAUCCAGAGAAACGUGAGAUAUAUGAUCAAUAUGGCGAGGAUGCCCUCAAGGAAGGAAUGGGAGGUGGCGGUGGUCAUGAUCCAUUUGACAUAUUCCAGUCUUUCUUUGGUGGAAGCCCGUUUGGUGGUGGUGGAAGCAGCAGAGGCCGAAGGCAGAGAAGGGGAGAGGAUGUUAUCCAUCCUCUCAAGGUCUCGUUGGAAGAUCUCUACAACGGUACUUCAAAGAAGCUCUCUCUUUCACGUAAUGUAAUUUGCUCAAAGUGCAAGGGUAAGGGUUCUAAAUCUGGUGCUUCAAUGAAGUGUCCUGGCUGUCAAGGUUCUGGUAUGAAAGUUUCCAUCAGACACCUUGGCCCCUCUAUGAUUCAGCAAAUGCAGCAUCCUUGCAAUGAAUGUAAAGGAACUGGUGAGACCAUCAAUGAUAAAGAUCGCUGCUCACAAUGCAAGGGUGAAAAGGUUGUUCAGGAGAAAAAAGUUUUGGAAGUUAUUGUGGAGAAGGGUAUGCAAAAUGCACAAAAGAUUACAUUCCCUGGUGAAGCAGAUGAAGCGCCCGACACUGUUACUGGGGACAUUGUCUUUGUCCUACAACAAAAAGAGCACCCCAAGUUUAAGAGAAAGGGCGAUGACCUCUUUGUAGAGCAUACCUUGUCUCUCGUCGAGUCUCUGUGUGGUUUCCAAUUUAUUCUGACUCAUUUGGAUGGCCGACAGCUACUCAUCAAAUCACUUCCCGGUGAAGUAGUGAAGCCUGACCAAUUCAAGGCCAUAAACGAUGAGGGUAUGCCUAUGUACCAGAGGCCAUUCAUGAAGGGCAAACUUUACAUCCACUUCAGUGUUGAGUUCCCAGACUCCUUGAACCCCGAACAGUGCAAGGCGCUGGAGGGCGUUCUGCCUCCCAGGACCUCAGUGCAGCUCUCAGAUAUGGAAUUGGAUGAAUGUGAAGAGACCACUCUCCACGAUGUCAACAUUGAAGAGGAGAUGCGCAGGAAGCAAGCACAAGAGGCAUACGAUGAAGAUGAGGAUAUGCACGGUGGUGCACAGAGAGUGCAGUGUGCUCAACAAUGAUCUCGAUUAAACUCUGGGGGAGGAGUGGAGCUACCGCCAUAACACAUUGAUUGAUGAUUAAGACAUUAUGAAAAUUUUCAGAGAACAACACCAAUGAAGGAAAUGGAUCUACCAACAACAGCACAACACCACCGGGCAGCAGCAGUCAUAUCUCAUAUCCAAAUUUUCUCAAUAAAUAGAUGAAUUUUAUUUUCUAAUUCAGUCAGUAGGAUUACGAAGUAAGCUUUCUGGAAUUUUUAUGUUUUUGUUUUUUUUUUCUUUUUUAUUAUGUGCUAUUUUUCUAGCUUUACCAAGAAUUCAAAAGAUUAUGUAUUGGAGUUGCAGAUAUAAAUAGGAUUGAUUGGGAAACAGAAAGAUCUUUGGUUCUUUUCUGUGAACUGUGGUUUCAAGUGAAAACUUCCCAAGAUUUAUUCUUCUUAA